Eruca vesicaria subsp. sativa (arugula) is the source of this 414-nucleotide messenger RNA. Lineage: Eukaryota; Viridiplantae; Streptophyta; Magnoliopsida; Brassicales; Brassicaceae. The record is from the annotation of a GenBank genome assembly.
AUGAAGAUUGUGUUCAGUCUGAUGAAGAUUCUGGAGGUUUAUUGGGGUCUUGGUCAGUUGAGCAAUGAUGUUAAUUUGUUGCCAAUUGAAUAUGCUGAUUGGAGGGUAUUCGCUCCUCACCGGAAGGACAAAGCCUGGGACAUGAUUCUGACAAAAUUCUGGUUUGAUAAUCCGGACACGAAAAAGAACUAUGUUCUAAGUGUAUUAGGGAGCAGUGCAAAUUCAGUGAAAAAUGGAAGAAAAUGCGUGAACGGAAUAUCAAUAACCAUAAAAAGAAUAUUAUACCACAUGUAUGCGAAAGAAAGAGUUUUGCGAGGAAGCGACGCAACAUUAAAUACCAAACAGGAAGAACACCAUGCAGAGCAGAAUUUUUCAUUGCAAGCCGCAACCCAAAACAUAGAUCAUGUGAAUUAG